AUGGAUAGCAAAGAUUAAGAAAAUAAAAUAGAAGAUUAAGUUGAUUAAAACUAAGAGUAAUCUUCCGAUUAAGUAUUUUCAUAUCAAGCGCCUUGGGUAAUAUAUGCUUUAGGAUUUUCAACUAAUCCAGAAUAUAAUUAUAGAAUAGCAAUAGCAAGCUUUUUAGAAGAUAUAGAUAAUUAAAUCGAAAUAGUUUAAUUAAAUCAAGAAAAAGGCGAAUUUGAAAAAAAAUGCAGUUUCGAACAUAAAUAUCCUCCAACAAAACUUAUAUGGAUACCCGAUAAAAAAGGAAGUCAUCCAGAUAUAUUAGCUACUUCAGGAGAAUAUUUGAAAAUUUGGCAAGUAUAAAAUAAUGAUAGCGUGAUCUUAAAAUGUGAUUUAAUAAAUUAAAAUGAGUUUUCAGCCCCAUUAACUUCUUUUGACUGGAACUUAGAAAGUUUAAAUUUAAUAGGAACAGCAUCAAUAGAUACUACAUGUACAAUAUGGGAUAUUGAGAAGUAAACAGUAUUUACACAACUAAUAGCUCAUGAUAAAGAAGUAUAUGACAUUUCUUUUUCUUCUGAUAAAAACUUAUUCGCUUCUGUUGGUGCUGAUGGAAGUGCUCGUCAAUUCGAUUUAAGAAAUUUGGAACAUUCUACAGUUUUGUAUGAAACCGAAAAUAAUAAUCCCCUUUUGAAAUUAGCCUGGAAUAGAAAUGAUCCACAUUAUAUUGCUGUUAUUGAAAUGGAUCAAAAUUAUGUGACUUUACUUGAUACAAGAAAUCCUCUAUAACCUAUUUGUAAAUUUAAUAAUCAUAAAGAUUGUGUUAAUGGACUAGCUUGGGCACCUUAAUCAAGUUCACAUAUAUGUACUGUUGGAGAUGAUCAUUAAUCUUUGAUUUGGGAUUUAACUGAAAUGAGACCUGAUAUGACAGAACCUUUGUUGGAAUAUAGAGCUGAUGGAGAAAUAGCUAAUUUGUCUUGGUCUUUGUUAUAAAAUGAAUGGCUUGCUAUAUGCUAAAACCGUCCUUAAACGAAAUUAUAUAAUCAUCAAAAUUUAUUUUAUACAGGAAAAAUAAAAGUCGGCAAAAUAAAAGACGGUAAAGAAGAUUUAGAAUACAAUAUGAUAUUUGAUACUGGAUCCACAGCUAUUUUUCUUAAUUCAAUUUUGUGUUCUGAUAUAGGUUGUUAGAAAGGAAAUUAAUAUAACUCUGAAAAUUCUUUUACAUAUAAAAAUGUGGACUUAGAAAUUUACACAUAUUUCGGAAGUGGAGAAUUAGGAGGAAAAAUGGCUAUUGAUACAAUUAGAAUAGGAGACACUAAAAUAGAAAAAGUAGAAUUUUUUCAAAUUAAUAAAGAAGUUGGAUAAGCUUUUGAAUAAGGUGAAUUUGACGGAAUUAUAGGUCUUUCGUAUCCUGCUUUAGGUGGAGGAUUGCUUACUAUAGUUGAUUAUAUGAAAUAAUAAGGUAUUAUAAGUGAAAAAGUGUUUAACUUUUAUUUAAAUCGAGAAGACGAAUCUGAUGAAUCAUUUCUUUCCUUUGGAAAAGUUGACAAAAAGCUUGUUGAUGGGGAAAUAAAUUACCAUAAAGUUUCGAAUCCAAUGUAUUGGACAAUAUAAGCUGAAAAUUUUCUUUUGGAUGGUAAUGAUAUUGGAUUAUGUAGUGAUGACCAUAAAUGUAAUCUUGUUAUUGAUUCAGGAACAAGUAUUGUCACAGGACCGGAAGAAGAUUUAUUAAUUUUAUUUUAAUAUUUAAGUGACUCUGGGUAUGAUUGCAAUGAUAUUAAGAAAAUGCCUACUAUAACGUUUGUUAUUGAUGGUUAAUCUUAUCAUAUUCAUCCAGAAGAAUAUAUCAUUUCUUUUAAUGGAAUUUAAUAAUCACUUUAUAAGCAUGCGGAUAAUCCUACUGAGUGCACAGGUGGAUUUAUUCCAAUGAACAUUAAAGAUCCUAUUUUGGGAAAUUUAUGGAUUAUAGGAGAUUUAAUCAUGAGUAAAUUUUUAACUGUUUUUGAUAGGGAAAAUAAUAGAAUCGGAUUCGGAAAACUUAAAAAUUUAAAUAAAUAAAUAUAUGAGGAAAAUAAUGGACAUAAUGCGCAUUGA
This is a messenger RNA of Ichthyophthirius multifiliis, 2076 nucleotides long. Its product is annotated as WD repeat protein. Lineage: Eukaryota; Ciliophora; Oligohymenophorea; Hymenostomatida. The record is from RefSeq and is a predicted model, not a curated record. The transcript has 11 exons. Gene Ontology annotation, cellular component: nucleus. Gene Ontology annotation, biological process: proteolysis. Gene Ontology annotation, molecular function: aspartic-type endopeptidase activity; protein binding.